GGAACCGCUUGUGAAUAUUGACCUUUUGUCUUGAGCUAAAAUUUGGGAUGAAAAUUAAUGUUGUUUUUGAGGAGUUGAAAUUCUAAGGAUCGUGCACUUUGAUCUCAUAUAAAAAAUAAGGAUCUGAACUAUCUGACACUUGAUGCAAAGGAUUUAAUUUGACAGAUUACGACCAUUUUUUUUUUUAAAUUUUCACAUAAGGUCCAACUGAGUUUUUGUGAUGUCCAAGGCAAAGGGCUCAUUCUUUAAUGUUGCCAACAAAAUCAAGAUGGGGAAGAAAGUUGAGAAAUCUCUGAAGGGGGAAAAAAACCAGUCAGCUGUAAGCCAAGACGAGGAGGAUCCAAACAAAACACCAGUACCUAUAGAGAGUUUUCACAAGGAGGCGUCUAUACGUUUUCUUACUCCUGUAGAUCCAUCCAGACCGCUAGAGCCAUACAGCUGCACGGGGAAUUUCCAGGCUGACUUUACAGAACUGUGUCGCCGUAAUGCCAUGGUAGCCAUUCCUCCCGUGAUCCAUCGAGCGCGACCGCCCACACAGGCGGCACCAGAGAGCAGUAAACCAGAGAAAGGGAAAGAUAAAGGCAAGAGUGCGGUUCCUGAACCGGAACCGGAGCCAGAGGUGGAUCCGGAGGGUGAGAAUGCCGAGCCUCCACCUAAGACCUAUGUUAUUAAGGAUAAGUUUGAAUACUUUAAACCGGCCAUCCAGGUAGAAAUGGAGAAUUAUGACAAACCAGAGACAGUCACAGAAAUCUACAUCAGGGGUUGGAAAAUAGAUGAUAUCAUGAUGAAUACACUAAAGCAGUGCUGGUCUGUCAUGGAGAAACUACAUACCAUUAAUUUAUGGAACACAGGUUUAACAGGAGAAACUGUCAGUAUUAUGGCGAGCACACUGCCAAGUAUAGUCAACCUAAGGACUUUGAUUUUAGAUGGGAACGCUGUUAAAGAGGAGAAUUGGCAUGAACUGAUCACAGAUGAAAGUCCUGUACAGAAUCUCUCUCUGAGGCAUUGUGGCAUCACAGACAAGGGAGCCAAAUCUAUUGGGGAGGCCCUCGGCACUGUGAAGAGGUCCAACAAUAAACUGGUCACUCUCAACCUGGCAGGGAACCAGAUUUCAGAUCAAGGCACAAUAGACAUAGCAAAUGGCCUGAGGAUGAACCGUACUCUAAUGUCUCUAUCUCUAUCCAGUAACCAGGUGGGAGACAAGGGGGCCAUCAAACUAGGGGAGGUGCUUUCAAGGUUCCCUCUGACACAUGAGGAGGUGGUAGAGAGGAGGAAACAGAAAUCUUCACUGGGUUCUCCUGACAGGAAUAAAUCACCUCCACCCAGUCGUAGAGCUGACUCCAAGGACAGGCCGGGGAGUGUCAGGAGUAGUUCACAACACGAUAAAACGGACCGCAACAAACAGAAACAGUCCGCCAAAACUAAAAAGGAUGCGGGUAAAGGAGGAAAAGAAGCCCCCAAGGAGGAGGACAAACAUGACAAAACAAAAGGAAAGAAGGAUGAUAAAGCAGCAGCUAAAAAAGAUACCAAGAGCGGAAAAGCUAAUGAGGAAGAAUCCAGGAGAACCCAGCACCGGGGUUCUAUAACCAAAGACAAAGGCGGAAACACCACUGGUCGAGGCUCUGGGGCGGCUACAAUGCGAUUGGUCACAUCUUUUGCCGCGUCGUUAGUGGCUGAUACAAAGAAUGCAGCCAAGGGAAAAACAAAGGGGAAAGACAAGGGCAAGCCAUCCCAGGCAGAACCAGAGGAUAUGGGAGAUUCAUCCUUUAUAAAUCCCCUAACAGAUGAGGCAGAUUUUAUUGAUGGUCAGCUGUGGGUGCCUGGCAACCGUGCUCUUAUAAAUCUUAAUCUGUCACGGAACCAGAUUGGUGAACAUGGAAUGGCUGCCAUUUUGAAGGCUAUGCAGUAUCAGACGACCCUUGCAAUGGGAAGUAAAUCUGGGGGAACUGGACUGAUGAGGAUCUGUGUGUUUAAAAACAAGAUUUCCUCCGACCAUGACAUUGUCAGGAAGAUGAAUGAGAUCAUGCUUCCCAAAGAUCCGUUCUACAAACCCCCUCCCCAGACACCGGAAGUGGAGUCUACUUCCUGAGUAAAAUGGCUGCCUAAUAAUGAUAUACAUAAAUUAUUCUAAUUAAUUUAUCAAAACUGUGGCGUAAAUGGGUGUAAAACAGACACUAUACCAGUGGAGAUAAAGGAAUUCUCCUGUAUUGUUCAAUAAUUGUGUGUGUGGAUGGAAUGUGGAUACAUCAAGCACAUUACUAUAUGGCUGUGUUGAAUUUGAAUGCAUUAAAUGAUAAAUAUUUAAAUGAAUUUUGUCCAAAAUUGCACCGUCCAACAAGGAAGUCUGUGAUAAUUUAUAUACAUGUAUGUUUUAUAAUGUACUUUAUGUUGAAGUUUUGUAAGCUAUGUUUAUGUGAAAAUUAUGUUGUUAUAUAUAAUUAUUUUAGUAAACAAUAAUGUAAUGGA
Saccostrea cuccullata (small rock oyster) is the source of this 2466-nucleotide messenger RNA. RefSeq names its product leucine-rich repeat-containing protein 71-like. The record is from RefSeq and is a predicted model, not a curated record. The transcript is spliced from 21 exons. NCBI's taxonomy places the organism in Eukaryota, Metazoa, Mollusca, Bivalvia, Ostreida, Ostreidae. Gene Ontology annotation, molecular function: protein binding. Bases 221 to 2089 code for a protein of 622 amino acids.